GGUGUAGGCGGAAGAGAAGGCCUGGGCCUCUGAGUCUGAUGCAGAGUAGCUGAGAGCUGCGAAAGGGAAUUUUUGUUUAGGGCUGGAUCUGUGGAGAUUUGGGUUUACAGAGAACACUCUGGCGCACCAAUAAAAGACGCUCAUAUUGUCUCUAACAAGAGACUGCCUUGCACUGCCCGUUUUUCUGGAGACUCCAUUGGCCCGGUCCAGCUUGGCACAAUACAGCCUAGUCCUGUCCAGUCCUGUCCUGUCCAGACGAGAGACCCUUCCUUCUCACCCACGCGGUUCUUCUCUCCACACACCCACUCCUCCAGAUCCCUCGGACCCACCCUUCCACCGGAGUUAGCCCAGCCUCCCCUCUCCUCUCCUGGGGUUAGCCCUUUCUGCACAGCAUGGCGGGUCGCGGAGGACCAGCACGGACCAAUGGGGCAGCCGCAGGCAACAAGAUCUGUCAGUUCAAGCUGGUGCUACUAGGGGAGUCGGCGGUGGGCAAAUCCAGCCUGGUGCUGCGCUUUGUCAAAGGACAGUUCCACGAGUACCAGGAGAGCACCAUCGGAGCUGCGUUUCUCACACAGACUGUUUGUUUGGAUGACACAACAGUAAAGUUUGAGAUUUGGGACACGGCAGGGCAGGAGCGCUACCACAGUCUGGCCCCCAUGUACUACAGAGGAGCGCAAGCAGCCAUCGUAGUCUACGACAUCACCAACACAGACACAUUCACCCGUGCAAAGAACUGGGUGAAGGAGCUGCAGAGACAGGCUAGUCCCAACAUAGUCAUCGCCCUGGCGGGGAACAAGGCCGACCUCGCUAACAAGAGAGCCGUAGAUUUCCAGGAAGCACAAGCCUAUGCAGACGACAAUAGCCUGCUCUUCAUGGAAACUUCUGCAAAAACUGCAAUGAACGUCAAUGAGAUUUUCAUGGCCAUAGCAAAGAAACUGCCGAAGAAUGAACCACAGGGCGGCGCUGGAGCUGGCGGACGCGCCAGGGGCGGAGUCGACCUUCAGGAGGCGGCCCCUCAGAGCAGAAGUGGCCAAUGCUGCAGCAGUGGGAACUAACUCCUCGACCAAUCACAGGCCAGCGAUAAACAAAAUGACCGAGAGUAUCAAGAGGCACACCAACAGACAGUAUCAAUGGAUAAACACAUACAUACACGCAUCUGUGUGAAUCAUCAGUUUGAAAUGACUGUCAAUCGAGUCCACAUCAAAAUUACCAUUUUGUAGAGUAAAACACAUAUCUGUACACACGUAAUGGCCAUUUAUUCCAAAUCCAAAUUUCCCCAUAUGCAGUGGGAUAUUGUCAGACCAAUAAACUAGCCAACUGGGUUUAUGAAUUGAUCUUUUGAUAUCGAAAGUGACAGUGUCUGGAUAGUCUGCAAGCAAACAAACAAACACAAACACAUAAACCAACCCAGCUGACUGUCUGUACAGAGCACACACACACUUUCAUACUCCCAUCAGACAUACACACACACACACAUACAUGUGCGCUAGAUAUAGACCAUCAACAAACAAAAAUGAAACACAAGUCCUGCUCCACUGGAUAUGUGAAUAAUUGGAACCAGUCGCACUUCAGGGCCUCAUGCUCUUCUCUGUGUCUGUGUCUUUCCUUUUAAAGAGAAAAGAAAAUCACAAACAACACAGCUGAAAGGAAUAACAGACACCCUCCCUUCCUCCCUCCCUCCCUUACUCUUUCUUUCUCCAUCUCCGUCUCUUGGCCUUCUGUCAUUGGUUCAGCUUCCAUUUUGCCACAGUAUUUCAAUGAUAUUUUCAGCUACCCUAAGAUCUUCCCACCCAUCCCUCGUUUCUCCUGGGUGGGUGCAUGUAGCCAAAUGAUUACGCUUUCCCUUCCGUGACCCUCUCCUCUUUUUCUUUUUCUAUCAUUUCUCAUGCGGGAUGAGUGGAAUGAGGUUUAUUUUUUUUGUUUGUUUUUGUUUUUGUGUAUAUGAUUUUUCUUGAGAGAGGGAUAGAAGAUGGUGGGGGUUGUUUUUUUUCCUUUCAGGUCUUGUAGAUUCUGUAUUAUUUCGUUGUCUUUAUUAAUGUUGUUAUAAUGAUUAUCUUUGUCAUAUUACUACUACUACUACAUUUCUGGCACAAACAAAUGGAAUAUGAUUUCAUAGGCUAGACCUUCUUUAUAUUUUUGUGCGUUCUGUUUUUUCCCCAAUCAUGUACCAGAUAUGAAACUAUAUGCAUAGUGCAUUAACAAUUGUUAUUACACAAAUGGCAUUUUAGCAUUAAUAAAUCUUUUUUUAAUCAUUCAGAUAUGAAAUUACAGAUGUGAAAUUGAAAUAACAACAUAGUCAGACCAGAUUUCUUCUCUCUUUGACCAAAAUCACGAUUAUGUGUAUUGAGAAAAAAAUAUGAUGUUGUAUUUGUACAAUGUAUUUUUGAACAGCACUUUACACCUGAAGGGCCCAGCCACAGGGUACUGAGGCCUCCAUUGUUGAGCUUCACCCCACACCUUCAUAAGAUCUACUUAAUCAUUAAAACAGCGAUGACUGACUAUGGGAAUGGGGUGCCAGGACAUUGUUAUUGUCAGGAAAAUAAGGCCCUUUUUGCCGGUUCAGUUUGACGUAGCCACCAUUGUUCAUGUUCUACCGAUGAACAUGCACGUUAUUGCUUGACAAUACAUAGCAUAGCUUUUGUGUCGGAGACGCCCUUCAAGUAAAGUGCUACUGUAUUUUCUUUCUCCUCUUCAUACAUGUAACCAAUCAGUAGUAAUUGUCAAUACAGUACCUUCCCAAUAUAAAA
This is a messenger RNA of Sardina pilchardus (European sardine), 2747 nucleotides long. It is a transcript of the gene rab5c, whose product is annotated as RAB5C, member RAS oncogene family. Gene Ontology annotation, cellular component: endosome; Golgi apparatus. The transcript has 6 exons. Bases 393 to 1055 code for a protein of 220 amino acids. Gene Ontology annotation, molecular function: GTP binding; GTPase activity. Lineage: Eukaryota; Metazoa; Chordata; Actinopteri; Clupeiformes; Clupeidae. The record is from RefSeq and is a predicted model, not a curated record.